AUGGCGGACAGGGUGCUCUGCAAGUACUUUAAGAAUGGAUGCUGCAAAUUUGGCGAAAGCUGCGUUUUCUCCCAUGACUUUAGCGAUGGCGCGGACAUGGUGUGUAAAUUCUUCCUUGCCGGAAAUUGCACAUAUGGAGACAAGUGCCGGUACGAUCAUGUACGGCCUGACUGGUGGAAGAAGCGCGAGGUCAUGCCAAGCACCAGCGCAUCAACUGCAAGCACCUCCAGGCCUGGCAAUGCCCUUGCCCAGCCCUUCCAGCAGCCCACACAGUCACUGCGGCCCAUGGCAGCUCCCUUUGUGCCCCGGACAUGCUCAACCGGUGCCUUGGGCCCCACCUCGUCACAAGGUUCAAAUAGGAACUGGGCAGCAGUUGCAGGGAAGACGGCGACCAUAUGUGCUGCAGACCACCUGGCCUUGGUAUCCUGGGAGGAAGUGGGAAUAGAGCCUGGGGUUGCAGAUGAAGGCGAUCGGUAUCGCUUGGAGAAUCAUGAACACGGAUGGACAGAUUAUGGGCAAGUGGAACUGCCGGAAAGCUUGGAAUGUUUGUCCGAGGUCAGGAGACAAGAAAACGACACUGCACACAGUGGCAUUGAGGAACAUGACCUGUGGGAUGGGCCCCAGGAGUCUUGGGACGACGCAAACUCCCACAGACAGUCAUUCUGUUGGCAAUAUCUCAAUGGGGGAUUUUGUGUGAAUGGAGACAGUUGCACAAUGCUGCACGGAGAGUACUGUGAGACCUGUACAAAGUACUGCCUGCACCCCGAGGACGAGCAGGAGAGGCAGAUGCACAAGGAUGCCUGCAAGCAGCGCCACAGUCGGCUGGACGCAUGCGUGCAGAGUGCUGAGAUGGAGUGUGGGAUAUGCCUGGAGAAGGUGCUCAAGAACCCCAAUCCAGCGCUGAGGAAAUUCGGUCUGAUGAACUGUGAGCACUGCUUCUGCCUGAGCUGCAUACGCAACUGGAGGUCCAACAGCGAUGGGGAAUUUGACUUAUCCGCGGCACUCCGUACGUGCCCCAUCUGUCGCACAACCACGUACUUCAUUACGCCCAGUGCAGUUUGGCCCACGAAUCGCGAGGACAAGGAGCGCAUAGUGGAGAGCUACAAGCAGAAACUGGCGUCCAUCGACUGCAAGUACUUCAAUUUCGGGGCUGGGGAAUGUCCCUUCGGGACUUCAUGCUUCUACCGCCAUGUUGACAAGGAUGGUGUUUUCCAGGAUGUCAAACCUCGAUUCAUUGCCAAUGCGGAAGGCGAAGUGAAGUCCGUUCGCCCGAUGCACUUUGGUGACCUGCUCAAUACUGCAUCAGCAAGGCGGAUCAUGAACCGCCGGAGACGGUGA
Molecule: messenger RNA, 1338 nt
Organism: Ostreobium quekettii
Lineage: Eukaryota; Viridiplantae; Chlorophyta; Ulvophyceae; Bryopsidales; Ostreobiaceae
Source: the annotation of a GenBank genome assembly